AGAAGAAAUCCAUGAAACCAGCAUUUGAAUGGGAUUCCAGUAGUUUGGAAGUGGGUUUUGACCCAGCAUCCAAAGAAUAAUACUGUGACAGCAACAAAGAAAUUGCCCACCAAGACUAUCACUAUGACCGAUGGGGACUAUGAUUAUCUGAUCAAACUCCUGGCCCUUGGAGAUUCAGGGGUGGGGAAGACGACAUUUCUUUAUCGAUACACAGACAAUAAAUUCAAUCCCAAGUUUAUCACGACAGUAGGAAUAGACUUUCGGGAAAAACGUGUGGUUUAUAAUACCCAGGGACCAAAUGGAUCAUCAGGGAAAGCCUUUAAAGUGCACCUUCAGCUUUGGGACACUGCCGGCCAAGAGCGAUUCCGGAGCCUCACCACUGCAUUUUUCAGAGAUGCCAUGGGUUUCUUAUUAAUGUUUGACCUCACCAGUCAACAGAGCUUCUUAAAUGUCAGAAACUGGAUGAGCCAACUGCAAGCAAAUGCUUAUUGUGAAAAUCCAGAUAUAGUAUUAAUUGGCAACAAGGCAGACCUGCCAGACCAGAGGGAAGUCAAUGAAAGGCAAGCCCGGGACCUGGCUGACAAAUACGGCAUACCAUAUUUUGAAACGAGUGCCGCGACUGGCCAGAAUGUGGAGAAAGCUGUGGAAACCCUUCUGGACUUAAUCAUGAAGCGAAUGGAACAGUGUGUAGAGAAGACACAGAUCCCCGACACUGUCAAUGGUGGAGACUCUGGAAAGCUAGAUGGGGAAAAACCAGCAGAGAAGAAAUGCGGUUGCUAGACCCUACGUAGGAACUGAUUAUCAAAAACCCCACCCAAAUAUUACUUCCAAAAAACAGCGACAAACCACAAAAUUGUUGUGAGUAGACCAUGCAUAAUGGCAUGUUUUUCUUUUUCUUCCAGAAAAAUCUAUUUUGAGAGACCAGAAUAUCAACAGUGUUAAAAAGAAUUGACCAGUUGUCUCUGAGGCGCCCUCCAAACAAGAUCAGAGAUUUCCUAAUGUGAUCUCAUGGUCAUGGAUGCUCAAUUUGUUGUUGUUGUUGUUGUUGUUUUUUAUGAAGAACAUGAGUAUAUAAGAAAGUAUUCAAGAUGAUAUCAGUGAGUUUUAAAUCAGAACAAAAAUGACCAUGUCACAUGGGGAUAAGGAAUAGGCCACUAAAGGGAGAAUAUAGAAAGACAAUUUUUUUUUUUAAAGAUUGGAUUUACUUCUUACAUAGAGUUUGAUUUGUACUUUUAGUUUUGCAUUGGGAGAACAUGUUAGCUAAAAUUGAGGAUGCAAUAAAGAAUUCUAAAUGGAUCAUUAGUAAUGACAUUACUAUGUACACCCAAUAAGCUGUCCUAGGGUGACUCAAGUACUGGUAAGGUU
Odobenus rosmarus divergens (Pacific walrus) is the source of this 1365-nucleotide messenger RNA. It is a transcript of the gene RAB27B, whose product is annotated as RAB27B, member RAS oncogene family. Gene Ontology annotation, cellular component: secretory granule; melanosome. NCBI's taxonomy places the organism in Eukaryota, Metazoa, Chordata, Mammalia, Carnivora, Odobenidae. Bases 124 to 780 code for a protein of 218 amino acids. The transcript has 6 exons. Gene Ontology annotation, molecular function: GTPase activity; GTP binding. The record is from RefSeq and is a predicted model, not a curated record. Gene Ontology annotation, biological process: positive regulation of exocytosis; melanosome transport.